Coffea arabica (coffee) is the source of this 1082-nucleotide messenger RNA. RefSeq names its product chloride conductance regulatory protein ICln-like. NCBI's taxonomy places the organism in Eukaryota, Viridiplantae, Streptophyta, Magnoliopsida, Gentianales, Rubiaceae. The record is from RefSeq and is a predicted model, not a curated record. Gene Ontology annotation, cellular component: pICln-Sm protein complex; cytosol; plasma membrane. Gene Ontology annotation, biological process: cell volume homeostasis; spliceosomal snRNP assembly; mRNA cis splicing, via spliceosome.
CUAAAUUUCAAGGUUUGCUGGAACCCCCACCCCGCAUAAGUGAUUUUGCCGGUACUUUUUGCUAAACCCUGAGAAUACAACGCUGAAGCAUCCUGUACAAGAAUUACCACAAACGGAGCAUAAAGAUGGCGACGGGGUUAAGACUUGUAACGGAGAGAGUCGGCGACGGCGCCGGACAACCAGUCCUCGACACCGACAACGGGGAGGAACUCGUGCACGUCCAAUCUGGCGUCUCGAUCGUCAUCGGAAACCGCCCGCCUGAAUCCCCUGGAACUCUCUACAUCUCCACCAAGCAAGUGGUGUGGUUAAGUGAUACUGACAGAGGUAGGGGUUAUGCGGUGGGUUUCUUAGCGGUGUCGCUUCACGCCGUUUCUCGAGACCCAGAAGCUUAUCCAUCUCCUUGUAUUUACACUCAGAUUGAGAAUGGUGUUGAGGAGGAUGAAUCAGAGGAUUCUGAUGCUGAGAGCAAUGAGACAUUAGAUUUGUCAAAGGUUACUGAGAUGAGACUAGUGCCAUCAGAUCCUGAUCAAUUGGAUACUCUGUUCGAGAUUUUCUGUGAAUGUGCUGAGCUUAAUCCUGAACCAGUUGAUGAGGAUGAAGGAGAGCAUAAUUGGGUAUUCAGUGCAGAUCAACUAGAAACUGGGGGUGCAGAUGUUGAGGAGUCUGAAUAUCCCUUGCAUUCAAUUGGUUGUUCUAAUGGGGAUCCUGACUUAGCGCAUACAGUGCUUCAGCUUCAAAUAAAUGAUCAGCGGUUUGAGGAUGCAGAAGAGAUGGAGAGUGAUGAUAACAAAGGCCAUAACUGAGCUCUCAUUCGCUUCUUUGUUUUAUGUUGAAAUCUGUUAUUUACAUCUGCUACCUUAUCUCUGUUCAAAGAUGCGUGGAUAGUGUUGUAUACUGCUUAAGUAGGGACAAUUAGGCCUUCGGGAUUUUCAAGAUGACUGACUUUGAGAUCUUAAUCUCAUGCAUUUGUUUGUGGUUUUACCUAUGGCUUCCAAACUUUAAGAUGUAUCUCUAGUUGAACUGUAAUUUCACCCUGAACUUCUGUUUGCAUUUUUUCCGACUAAGUGGUGAAUUCUUCAUCA